ACCUGACUCUCCAAAAGAGGGCGACAACACACGGUGACUGCUUGAACGAAAACGGGGGAAGCCUGGGCAAGAACCGGCAGGUCUUUCGUCGGAAACUCACAAUGCUACAUGAGCAAUGAUAAGAUUGGAUCCAAACGAAACGUGCCCACUUCCCGAAGAGCGAUAACUUCGCGGCCACGCCCUGUUUUCCACCGACCGGAGCCCUACAAAACUGCUGGCUGCGGCACAACGGUGCGCGGUUUGAAACCCAUCAGGGGCGGCUAGCGGCUUCACAGCGGAGAGGAAGCGAGGAUUGUCGGCUGCUUUGAGAACCAUGCGAGAGUAUAAAGUAGUGGUUCUCGGGUCCGGGGGUGUCGGCAAGUCAGCACUAACCGUCCAGUUCGUGACGGGAGCCUUCAUAGAGAAAUACGACCCGACGAUAGAGGAUUUCUACAGGAAGGAGAUCGAGGUGGACUCCUCUCCGUCCGUGCUGGAGAUCCUGGACACGGCGGGGACCGAGCAGUUCGCCUCCAUGCGAGACCUCUACAUCAGGAACGGCCAGGGCUUCAUCCUGGUUUACAGCCUGGUGAACCAGCAGAGCUUCCAGGACAUCAAACCGAUGAGGGACCAGAUCACGCGGGUGAAAAGGUACGAGAGGGUGCCGAUGAUCCUGGUCGGAAACAAAGUGGACCUGGACGUGGAGCGGGAGGUGUCGGCCGGCGAGGGCAAGGCGCUGGCGGAGGAGUGGAACUGCCCGUUCAUGGAGACCUCAGCCAAAAAUAAAACCUCGGUGGACGAAGUGUUCGCAGAAAUAGUCCGACAGAUGAACUAUGCCUCCACGGCAAAUGGCGACCGCGGGUGCUGCUCGGCUUGUGUCAUCCUCUAAGAGACACAGACAAUCCUAAAGUUUGAUUCUUUGCUCAGUUUUACGUUUGCAAUGUGCGUUGCAGCAAAUCUGUACCAUUGCGCUCUUCUCGGUGUCUCACCCUGGCCUUGGAGGAAAAUGAAGGGGAGGAAUGCUGCAGGGGGACUGGAUGAGGAGGAGGAGGGGAGCCACUGAGACAGAGGGAGGGGUCCACUCUUCAGGAAUUCUGCUCGGUUGGAGUAUCUCUGCUGCACCAUUGAUGUCAACACAAGAGCCAGAGUCUGAGGUUCAGCAGAACUCCUCCUCGCUGGCUCCAUCUGUUCUCCCAACUGGAACUAAACCCCACACGGAAAAAGAAAUGGAGAGAAAAACUCAUAAAUGGAUAUUUCUAUAUCAGAAGAAGACAGGGAAUAGAGUAUAUUUUGUUUAAGCCACUGCACAGGUUAACGUUUUUGGGCGUCCUGACCUAAUCUGGAGCGACGCCCCUCAACACUCCAUAAUCCCACCUUUUUCCAAAGUCAGAAGAAGUCUGGUGGGAAGGUGUCAAGUGCCACUCUUAUUUUUUUUAUUUUAUUUUCCUCUUUUUUUGUGCAAGGGGAUCCUAACUGAAGUGAUAUGGGGACACAAUUGCCCUUAUAUGUCGAGUGCCUUUCCAAAAGAGAAAUCAGCUAUUCAGAUUUAGUGCCAACUUUUAUGUGUCACUUGAAAAAAACAAGAAAACUUUCAACGCCAAUCAAUCCACACGCAUCAGCUCCUCUUCUGGGUCAUCUUAUAAAGAUCAAGGCCGACAAAAGACUAUCGUUUAUUUUUAUUUUUAUUUUUUUGCUAGUGGAACAGUGAUUUUUUUUUUCUAUGUUUUUAAGUCGGCCUUCUAGAAAAAGCUGCAAUGUCUGUCGGUCUGGCCAAAUCGAUAUCUUGAAAUGCACAGGUACUGGAAAACAAGACACAACAAUGAGCCUCCAGACCAGGAAAAUCAAAGGAAUUCUGUUUAUUCUCUUUAUUUUGUUGUUUUUAAUGGUAAAAAGAAAAAGUGAUGAUGUACUGUUGACAAAUCUAACCUGAUUGUAAAUUUAAUUUCAGACUGGUCUUUCAACUAUGGGGCUGGCUGUUUAAAAAAAAAA
Oryzias melastigma (Indian medaka) is the source of this 1965-nucleotide messenger RNA. RefSeq names its product ras-related protein Rap-2b. Gene Ontology annotation, cellular component: plasma membrane. Gene Ontology annotation, molecular function: GDP binding; GTP binding; GTPase activity. NCBI's taxonomy places the organism in Eukaryota, Metazoa, Chordata, Actinopteri, Beloniformes, Adrianichthyidae. The coding region runs from base 314 to 865 and encodes 183 amino acids. Gene Ontology annotation, biological process: negative regulation of cell migration; Rap protein signal transduction. The transcript has 2 exons. The record is from RefSeq and is a predicted model, not a curated record.